AUGAAUAGUAAGGACCAUGUAAUUGUCGGUGUUCUUGAGGCAGAAGCUGAUCCUUUAGUAUCUGUAAUGAAGCUAGAAAAAGCACCAUCUGAAACUUAUGCUGAUAUUGGUGGAUUGGAGUCACAGAUACAAGAAAUUAAAGAAUCAGUUGAACUUCCACUUACCAACCCUGAACUUUACUCUGAAAUGGGUAUAAAUCCUCCAAGGGGUGUUAUACUGUAUGGUGAACCUGGUACUGGUAAAACUCUAUUAGCCAAAGCAGUAGCUAAUCAAACAUCUGCAACAUUCCUUAGAAUAGUUGGAUCUGAACUAAUUCAAAAAUAUUUAGGAGAUGGUCCUAAGUUGGUUAGAGAUAUGUUUAAAGUAGCUAGAUUACAUGCACCUUCAAUUAUUUUUAUUGAUGAAAUAGAUGCUAUUGGACAUAAGCGUUAUGAAACCGAUUCAGGCGCAGAUAGAGAAAUUCAAAGGACUAUGCUUGAAUUACUCAAUCAAUUAGAUGGAUUUGAUACACAGGAUGAUAUUAAAGUUAUAAUGGCAACGAAUAAAAUUGAAACAUUAGAUACCGCUUUAAUCAGACCAGGAAGAAUUGAUAGAAAAAUUUACUUUGGAUUACCAGAUGCCAAAACUAAAGCAUCAAUUUUUAAGAUUCAUACAUCUAAGAUGACUUUAGAUAAAAACGUUAAAAUAGAACAGUUAAUUAGCUCUCAUGAAGAUCUCAAUGGUUCAGAUAUUAAAGCAAUUUGUACAGAAGCAGGUAUGAGAGCUUUGAGAGAAAGAAGAAAGUAUGUUUGUAUGGAUGAUUUUGUAAAAGCUCAAGAAAAAGUUUUUUAUUCUAAAAAAUCAGAACUUCCAACAGGAUUUUAUUCAUAA
This is a messenger RNA of Hepatospora eriocheir, 870 nucleotides long. The record is from the annotation of a GenBank genome assembly. Lineage: Eukaryota; Fungi; Microsporidia; Hepatosporidae.